Messenger RNA from Tachysurus fulvidraco (yellow catfish), 912 nucleotides. RefSeq names its product interferon-induced very large GTPase 1-like. The record is from RefSeq and is a predicted model, not a curated record. The transcript has a single exon. The annotation marks the transcript as partial. NCBI's taxonomy places the organism in Eukaryota, Metazoa, Chordata, Actinopteri, Siluriformes, Bagridae.
UUAUUUUUUUUGACAAAGACAGAAUCUUUGGACAGCGGAAUAAAUAUAAAUAUUCACCCCAUGGAUGUCCAGAUGGCCGUGUUCCACUGCUCUGAUCAUUUCCUACAGCAGCUAAUAGUGACUAAACUAGAUCAGUGUCAGUACGCUCUGCCUCUGCUGGUGCCCAAUCCCUGCACCAGAGAGAUUGAGUUUCCUCUCUGGACUUUUCACCAAAUCAGAAAGAGUUGGAGGAGUCACUCUGCUGCGGUCAGUCAAAACCAGGCCAUGUCUGAAGCUCAAACUCCAAUGGUGGCUUUCUUCAGGCUCGGCUCUGUUUCUUCAUCCAAGUCUCAGUUGAUGAACAGCUUGAUCAAUGAUAAACAUCACACAUUCUUCCACAGACACUGUCCAGGAAGCAACAAGAACCGGCUCCUGAUGGAUGGAGUGGUGGAGAUCGCUUGGUUCUGUCCAUCAGGGAAGGAAACUGAUUAUUUCCCUGACUGUGUGGCGUUCUGUAAUCUCCAUGGUGAUGCAGAAGCUAAUAAAAAGCAAAUGGAAAUCCUGACUGAAAUGUCCUCAGUGAAUGUUGUACUUUUCUCUAAUCCUGAAAAAGCAGCAUAUAAGGAGAUAAUACAGAAGCUCUUCAGAGACACCAAACAAAAUGAACUUGAGAAAAUUUCAGAAAAAACUGAAUAUGGCAACUUUUGGUUUGGAACACAUGCGCAGGGAUAUGGAUCAAAUAUACGAGGCUUUUAUUUCUGUAAAACAAUCCAAUGAACAAUAUAAAGAAAAAACCUUCACCUCUCUCCCUAAGCUUGCAGCAGAAGUCCUGAAAUCUGGUCAUCCACUAGAGCUGAUGGAUGGAGAUGCUGCUAACGUUCCUCUGAUCUGGGUUUCAGCAGUUCUAGAUGAACUUGUGAAGAUACUGGGGGA